This is a messenger RNA of Anopheles funestus (African malaria mosquito), 1615 nucleotides long. RefSeq names its product brachyurin-like. The record is from RefSeq and is a predicted model, not a curated record. Gene Ontology annotation, molecular function: serine-type endopeptidase activity. The coding region runs from base 680 to 1573 and encodes 297 amino acids. Gene Ontology annotation, biological process: proteolysis. The transcript has a single exon. NCBI's taxonomy places the organism in Eukaryota, Metazoa, Arthropoda, Insecta, Diptera, Culicidae.
UUCUUCUUGAACGCCAUUAUGAUAAUACCAGAAGUUUAGAUAGAGAGUAAGGUUUGAAGUGAACGCUUUCCUCUUUACCACCUUGUGAUUGCUGAUGAAGGGCAAUCGUUCACGUGAUUUGUCGGAGAUGCACGUCAAAACAUAUUAAGGGUUCAAACGUUGCAUAUUAUCUAGACCAAUAAAAAUGUAGUAUACAGCCUGCAGUUAAACUAAAACCUGAAACAAUUUUUUCAUUCAUUAAAUCUGUUGCGACGAUCGCAAUGAACAGAACACAAACCUGACGGAGAGUGGUCUCAGAUACUCUAGCCGAAUAUCCUCUCAUCGAAUAUCCGAAUGCCAAUACGCACAUGUCACUCGUGACAGAAGCUGCUUGUUGUCCCGUCAUCUUUGAGCUCUUGUUUUGCCACAUCAUUGUCGAGGCUCUGUAUAAAAGUUUUAAUCUAAUUUUAUCCCUUCCAAAAAUAUCAUGCUUACUCACAGUCGGUAUCUACUGUCGGUAUUUCCCGUUGAGUUUUCCAUGUGUUAUCAGUAGUGCGUACAGUGGGCUUACCCAACAGGAAGAAUUUUUGCAUCAUUUCCAAUGAUAAGACUGCCUGCAGAUGGUUAAUCUACAGUUGCAUUUCGUCGGGACCUAUAAAAGAGAAGCUUCUACGUUCUUUCUUCACUCAGUGUCGUCAGGAUGAAAACCUUCGUGCUACUAGUUGCUCUGUUCGCAGCGGCCAACGCCGAGAUCGAUUGGUCCAAGGUGCGCCCGAUCGAGGAAUUCGAUCACUACUGGGCCCGUCUCCCGCAGGAGCUUCAAAUCUACCGUCAUGCCAUACCAUCGCAUCGUAUCGUCAACGGCCAGGAGGCUACUCCCGGUCAGUUCCCAUACCAGAUUGCUCUGUUGAGCAACUUCCCCACUGGAACUGGUCUGUGCGGAGGUUCCGUGCUCACCAACAACUACAUCCUGACUGCUGCCCAUUGUGUCAUCUCUGGCGCUACGACUGUGGCUCUCGGAGGUACAGCCAUCAUCGGUGCCCAUAACCGUAACGUUCCUGAGCCUAGCCAGCAGGUCAUUGAUUUCACGUCCGCCGGAAUCGUUGCCCACCCUGGUUAUACUCCGACCAACAUUCGCAAUGACGUCGCCGUUGUUCGUCUGAACUCUCCGAUCACCUACACCGAUCGCAUUCAGCCUGCUCGUCUUCCUGCUCGCUCGGAUACUCGUCAGUUCGGAGGAUUCACCGGAACCGUGUCUGGAUUCGGUCGUACAUCUGAUGCCAGUCAGGCUACCUCUGCCGUUGUGAUGUUCACCAGCAACCCGGUCAUGACCAACGCUGACUGUAUUGCCAGCUGGAACAGUGUUCUCAUUGAGCCCCAGAACAUUUGCAUGAGCGGAGAAGGUGGUCGCUCGGCCUGUAACGGUGACUCCGGUGGCCCGCUUGCCGUCCAGGAUGGUGGAAGCCUCCAAGUUGGUAUUGUGUCGUUCGGAUCUGCUGCUGGUUGUGCGAUCGGUAUGCCAUCGGUAUACGCUCGUGUGUCCUUCUUCCUGGACUUCAUCGAGUCCAACUCCGACUUCACUGCUGCCGCUUAAAUUGUGGAAUUUUUAAUAAAACCUUUCAUUUUCGCAUAUAAA